This is a messenger RNA of Gadus macrocephalus (Pacific cod), 549 nucleotides long. RefSeq names its product S100 calcium binding protein A10a (gene s100a10a). The record is from RefSeq and is a predicted model, not a curated record. The transcript has 3 exons. Gene Ontology annotation, cellular component: cytoplasm. Bases 120 to 425 code for a protein of 101 amino acids. Lineage: Eukaryota; Metazoa; Chordata; Actinopteri; Gadiformes; Gadidae. Gene Ontology annotation, molecular function: calcium ion binding.
UAAGGGCGGUGCCUGGCUAUAAAACCCCAGCCCUCGAAAUUCUCAACUCCUGAACCGUAGCCGAACAGUCCACAUUCUUCUCUUCUCCUCUCAGUCCAACAAGCAGAUCAGCUGUCACCAUGCCUUCAGAACUGGAGAAAGCAAUGGAGUCCCUCAUCAUGGUGUUCCAUCGCUACGCGUCCAAGGAUAGCAAGAACGGCACGCUUAGCCGGCGGGAGCUGAGAGAUCUGAUGGAGAACGAGUUGUCUGGCUUCCUCAAGUCUCAGAAGGACCCCGCCGCGGUGGACAAGAUCAUGAAGGAUCUGGACACCAACGGCGAUGGCCAGGUGGACUUUGAGGAGUUUGUGUCUCUAGUGGUCGGACUCUCUAUCGCCUGCGAGCAGUGUUAUAAGAUGCAAUUGAGCACGGGCGGCAAGAAGCAUUAAAACCCCACCAGCACCGUCAGCAGAGAGCUGGAGGAGAUGGAGGAAUAGAACAUUUCAAAUGUCCCUUGUUUUCUUUUUUGUAUCAUGGUCCAUUAAACUCAAUAAAUAUUCCUGAACACCCAAA